CUGGUCGCUAUCGCUACCGCCACGCGCCGCCGGGCCGGAGCCGCCCGGGCGGGAGGCCCUGCGGGGAGAGGGGCCCCCCGAGGGCUGCCGGCCCCGGCGGGUGGUGCCGGGGGUGCGGGGUGGGGGGUCACCCCUCGCCUGACUCCUGCCGGCGGCCUCCUCCCAGGUGCCCGCGGGGUUUUGCUACGAAUAUGGGAUUUGGGCGCUUCCAGCCCAAAUCAGUUGAGUGGCAGCCCGAACAACCUUCGCAGUGCGGUGUCUCUGGGUAACACUGCUCUGCUCUGUAAAGCCUUGUUAUAUAUGUGUAUAGCUAUAUAGAUAUAUAUAAAGAAUUAUGCCGACUACCUCUUGGCAAUGCUAUUGAGUAUUCUGUUUGUUAAACACUAGUGAGAAGAUGUCAAGCGUUUGCUGGAAGCAAACACCUUGUGCUAUUCUAAAUAGGCUAUUUUGGAAUGGAUAGAGGAAAAAGCCUUUCAGGAUAUGAAGUGACCCAUAUAUUUGGUACUAGAAAUGUGCUAGUAUGCUUUUUUAAAUAGAUACUGUGAUUAUUCUUGCAGAAAGGUUAAAAACACGCAACCGAUACUUUAGGAAAUGGAAGAUUCAUCGGGUGGUUGCUCUGAAGUUGUUAUGGUGGAAAGGUCAGGUGCAGAGCAGCCAUCUGCAUCCUCUGGAAGAAGAGCAGCCGGAGAGGCCAAGAGCGGGGACCCAGCGGAGAAGCCUCUGCGCUCAGAAGCUACAGGCGCUGUACAGUCAGAGGAGGGCUGCGAGCAGCAGGCUUCCCUGGAGCAGUCAGCUCUGAAGGAACAGGAGCAGUCGAGUUUGGCGCAGUGGGAAUUACCCAGCAAAGGACUAGGCAAUCAAGAAGCGAUCAGAAAUAACGAGCAAGAUGUAUUUGAGCCAGAUGCCCUGUUCAGCGCAUCAUCGGAGAGCACAUGUCCCGUUACCAAUGAGAAAUAUUCUACUUUAGUUGAAUUAAGAAAUUCAGAAAGGGAAGAACAAACAUCUCAAAACUCAGUACUACCAGAGAAUGCAGCAAGUGGGACAGUAACAGGAAGUAUGAUUGAGGAUUGUGAAGCUUUUAGGAGGACUAGAACUAACUUUGAUGAAACUAUCCAGUCUGAGAAGCUAUGUCUUGAUCAGGAACAUUUUCCUGGGAAAGCAGUUCAACAGGAUUAUCACAUGCCUGAUGUCAUAACUGUCAGAGUACAAACAGAUUCUGAUUCAUUCCAAGAUGUAGUUGUAAAAAUUGAAAGACCUACCUAUCAUAAACCGUUUCUGGGUGGAUUUAAGAACAGGAUAACGGGAGUGGAAUUUCAUAAUGCAGGAUCACAAACGAUACCCAAAAAACGACCUGUCAAAGGAAUUCAAUUAUUUUGUAGGGAAACACAGACGGUUUUUGAAAAAAAUAAGCCACAACAAACAAAAAAUACAACAUCAACACAGAUGACUAAAAUUGGCCUGUAUGUGUCAAACAUGACUGACAAACUAGUAAGUCCUGGAAGGUAUCUUACAGCGGAAGAAUACCAUAGACGUAGGCUUGAAGCAGUAAUAGUAUUGCAGACGUAUUUCCGUCGUUGGCAUGCUAUAAAUGUUGUACAAAAUCUGAGGGAAGAAAAGAGGUUAAGGCUGGCAUGGGAGGCACAGGAAGAGUUACGGAGAAAAAAAGAGAAAGAAGAAAAACUGAGGAGGGAGCAUGAACGAAGACUGAACCCUAAAACAAAAGAAGACUUUGAGCUACUGUACCAUGCUUUAGAAUUAUGGAGGCAGGAGGAGACUGAGCGGAUUAAUAGAACUCUUACUGGAGCUGAAAGAAAGGCAGCGUUUUGUGGACUUGUGGAACAAGAGGCACAGCUGAUUGCUUCCAUUGGGAGACACAAGCUAAAUGCAGAUGAGGAGAAUCAACAAAAAGCAAUACUGCACUUUCUCGAUAAGUGUGCACAACCUAAGAGAUGGAAAGCGUAUGAUGGAAAAAUCACUGAAAUGGAUACAGAGCACACGCUCCGUGCCAGAGAACUAUUUGAAAUCUACCGCAGCAUUAGCAUGAAUGACAUCCCAAAAGAUGAGAGAAUAGAUGUGCUGUUAACACUCAGACGUACGGUGAAGGAACAUGAAUGUAAAUUAACAUGGGAAAUAGUGGAAUUAAUUGACAGGGAAGUUGAUCUUAUGUCAAGAGAGGUGAAAGAAUGCAACUUAGAAGGACUGAGGAAAAGAAUUUGUACAUUAUUUCUUCAGUAUAUUAAAACUCCAAAGUUUAACCCUGAAGUUGCUAGGAUACUUAAGGUUCCACCAGAUCCCUUAAAGCUUUAUAAAAAUGUUAACUUCUGUAUUAGCUGUGAGAAUGACUUACCAUCUACUGAGUUUCCUGUUCCUGCUAAUUCCCGCACCAUUGGCAGAUGUCGCUUGUGUUGCAAACUUGAUAAUGAGGCUCAGCGACGAGAAGCAUUUUUGAAGUACAGACUUAUACUAGAAAAUCUGAGAAAGUCUGAAGCUGAUUAUCAAGAUGAUGCUAAAAUUGUUUUCGUAGUUCAGCGUCAAGAUCUGCAGUACAUGAUCGAGAGCAUAUGGGGCUGCCAGUCAGCUCUCAGUGCCUGCAGUGACCUCUAUGAUUUGGUUAUGGUCAGAUGGGAUAAGCAGCGUGAGUGGUCUCCAUGGAACACUAUUCUCCUCACUAAAGAUGAGGCAGACGCACAUCUUAGGCUGUGUAACCUUCAGGAGGCUUAUGAACCGGCAUUUAUUCACAGAAUAAAAUAUAAGCAUAUCCGGGCAAAAAACUACUUUGCUCAGAUUCCAGCGAUGGCGUCAUUUUUGCAUAGGAGUGACAAUCAGGCUAAUGCAAAUGCAUUUUUAAUAGCUACGCCUAUUCCUACUGGUACAAAAACAUAAGUCUUAGGCAAAGUUAAUUCAGGUUCACAGGUCCUGCCAGGUGCCUGCUCCAGCACGGGCUUCCCAGGGGCUCACAGCCUUCUACGGGCAUCCACCUGCUCCGGCGUGGGAUCCUCCAUGGGCUGCAGGUGGAUAUCUGCUCCACCAUUAACCUCCAUGGGCUGCAGGGGACAGCCUGCCUCACCAUGGUCUUCACCACGGACUGCAGGGGAAUCUCUGCUCCAGUGGCUGGAGCACCUCGUCCCCCUCUUCAGUCACUGACCUUGGUGGCUGCAGGGUUGUUUCACAUACUCUCACUUUUCUCUCCUGGCUGCAGUUGCCAUUGUGCAGGUUGGGGUUUUAUUUCCCUCGUUAAAUAUGUUAUGCCAGAGGGGCUACCACCGUCACUGAUGGGCUGGACCUUGUCCAGCGGUGGGUCCAUCUCGGAGCCAGCUGGCAUUGGGUCUGUCGGACAUGGGGGAAGCUUCUAGCAGCUUCUCACAGAAGCCACCCCUGUAGCCCCCCAGCUACUGAAACCUUGCCAUGGAAACCCGAUACACUUUCUCUGUAUGCCUGUGUUGCCGGGAACAUUCUGUCUAUAGUGUAAUAUUCCUGUUGGGGGAAUUUAGCUAAUUCUUUGCCACCUUUUAAUUACAAAAAUAUUACUAUAAACACAUGUAUUAGAUUUAUUUCUCAUCUUAAGUAUAUAAAGCAGAAUAUCCCUCAAUCCCUAAAUUCCAUCAGAACAACAGAAUUGAUGUGUCCUUCCAAAUAUAGCUGUUUUGUCUUGUAAUCGUUUGUGCAAAAGAAUAACUUUACUUUUUAUAGCUCAUCUUGAUGGUCAUAAUCAAACUGCCAGCAUGUAAUUAUUGUAUCCAAGAUCUUGAAAUUAUUGUAAAUCAGACUUAUAAUUUGAAAUACACAAUGCAGACUGUUUGGAACAUGUUUAUUUUUUUAGGAUUUUGUGCUAUUUGAAGUAAAAGCUCUCCUCGUACACUUAUUUAGCUAUGCUUAUGUUUUAUUAUAGUUACAGAGAAAAAUAUGGUAUGGUGUAUG
Phalacrocorax carbo (great cormorant) is the source of this 3918-nucleotide messenger RNA. The record is from RefSeq and is a predicted model, not a curated record. NCBI's taxonomy places the organism in Eukaryota, Metazoa, Chordata, Aves, Suliformes, Phalacrocoracidae.